Messenger RNA from Cotesia glomerata, 451 nucleotides. RefSeq lists its product as uncharacterized. The transcript has 3 exons. NCBI's taxonomy places the organism in Eukaryota, Metazoa, Arthropoda, Insecta, Hymenoptera, Braconidae. The record is from RefSeq and is a predicted model, not a curated record. Bases 35 to 436 code for a protein of 133 amino acids.
AAAUGGUGCAGGAUCAAAUUUUGUUCAUCAACCCAUGCAUUCAGGAGAAUCCAAGUCCUUAAAUCACAAAUUAACUAUAAAUUGUACACAGUAUGGUAUGCACAGCAAUUCAGCGAACUACGAGCAAAAUAAAGACCUAGGUUUAGGAUUCAAUAAUAAACUAAUCAAAUAUCAGCAACAGGACAAUGGCAAUCCAAUCGAGCUUUAUGAAGGAUCAUCAAAACAUUUCGGUCACAUGACAGAAGAAAAUUUUGUAGAAGUCCGUGACAAGAAUAGUGCAAUAAACAAACAAAGUCACGAACAAUUUGGUCAAUCGUCUGAAGAACAUAAAUCAAGCUACGGUUACCAAGCUCAUAGUUCCGAAACAGGAUAUGGAAAUCAUGAUAAUUCUGAAGGAUCCGCUAAAUAUGAACUUGCAGAUUAUUAUUUCAAGUAGUCUUUUUGUAGUAAC